Messenger RNA from Synchiropus splendidus (mandarinfish), 2645 nucleotides. It is a transcript of the gene rtn2a, whose product is annotated as reticulon 2a. The transcript has 10 exons. Bases 191 to 1567 code for a protein of 458 amino acids. The record is from RefSeq and is a predicted model, not a curated record. Lineage: Eukaryota; Metazoa; Chordata; Actinopteri; Syngnathiformes; Callionymidae.
CUGAGGGGAGGAUGAUGCCGGCGUGAGUCAGGGAGGGGCUGCCGAGUGACAGAGCAGAAGGCAGGAAGCUGCUCCAUCGACGCGCCGGAGACCGAGGCUGGAGGCAGAGGAGAGGGAAGCUGGCGUGUCCACUGGAGGAGGAGGGAGGGCUCGUCCAGACAGGAUAGGCCCAGCGAUGUCUUGAUGGAGCAUGGGCCAGGUUCUAGGAUUCUCCCACUGCCAGGAAUAUGGCUCGGUGGCGUCCACUCCUGACUCCACGCCUCCGUGCACAGACGGUGGAAAUGAGGAGUCAGAGAUGUACGAGCUGCAAACAGCUCGCGAGUGGUCCGACGAAGAGGAGGGGGAUGAAGGUGGCGCCGAAGAGGACGGACUGGCGUCUUCACCCUCCAUCUGGGGAACGCCGCGCCAGAACUCCUUUGAGUUGACCUUCUCUUACAUCGCCAUCGCAGAGCCGGAGGCUGUCGGCGCGUCUCGGACCCUGCGCGAGCGAAGAAGGACCGGCUCUCUUCGGAGUCGCUCUCCUCUCGUACAUGCAGAUACACUUGAAACGCUGCUGGACUCCCCAGACGUGGACUGGGACCCCCAGGGCUUCUUAUUGCGAGAGGAAGAGGAGGAGGUGUCCAACAGGAGGGAGGAGGAGAGGCAGCAGGAGGACACCAGUGACAGGACAGAACUCUGCGGGCAUCAUGACCCUCAAACAGUCCAGUCCACCCCUCAGAACUGGCAGACUCCUGAGGAAGAAAUCAGUUUGACACACACUCCACCGCCAUCUCCAUCCCCCCAUCAACAGGUCCCCAUCCUGGGGUCCACGGCCUCAGAACCAGAACCAAGCGUUACUGUCAAGCUCCUUGCAUCAUCAUCAUCAGCAGCCCACAUUGACCUCAACUCUCAGGAACAGCUGGUCAGUGAACACUGGUUUUCUGCCCUCAACCUCUCAGAAGACCCUGCAGGAGGUCCCCACAUCGCAGUGAUGGACCUGAUCUACUGGAAGGACAUGGAGCGCACCGGCAUGGUGCUGACCGGCCUGGUGGUGGGCAUGCUCUCCCUCUUCCAGCUCAGCAUCAUCACCGUGCUCUCCAACAUCUCCCUGGCCGUCAUGUGCUUCACCAUAUCCGUGCGCAUCUACUACCAGUUCCUCUACAUCCUCAACUGGGGCGAUGGAGAGCACCCCUUUAAGUCUUACAUGGACAUGGACAUCAGUCUGAGCGGCGAACAGGCCCAGAACCACAUGAGGAACAUCAUCGUCAUGACUCUGUCUGCCGUGGAGACGCUGAGGAAGCUCUUCCUGGUGGCGAACCUCUUCGACUCCCUCAAGUUCCUGUUUCUGAUGUACCUGAUGACGUACCUGGGAGCGCUGUGUAAUGGCCUUACUCUCGUCAUCGUUGCUGUGAUUGCCGUCUUUUCAUUGCCACUUUUCUACAGUCGACGCCAGGAGCAGAUCGAUGGUCUCAUUGCGAAGAUCCAGGACAAGAUCGACAGUGUCAGAGAUACCCUACGACGACUGGCCCACGGAGGCGGCCCCCCUCCAGACACCACCCCCGGCGGCGCCAAGCCCAAGACCCAGUAAGCAGUGGCGGAACGAGAAGUUUGAGCGCCGCCGCCAGAGUUUGGGACGGUCACUCAGAUGUCUUACCCAGCAGUCUGUGCCCAAGGCUCCACAGACGGCAGCACCAGAGACAACACGGGGGAGGAUGUUUAGAACUUCAUGUAUUGGGUCGAAGGUUCGGGGGUGAACCACUGGACAGCAGAGUGAGACCCGCGCAGCUCAUGCUAGACAUGAGAGGACAACUGUGUUUGGAAUCUUAAAAGCUAAAGUCAUACUCUACAUGGCAGCAUAUAACACAUGGGAUGCAUGAGUUGGGGGGAGGGGGAUAUGAAGGAUGUCCGAGUGUUUACAUGCGUGUCAGUCACGGAAAUGUACUUGAUUCUUCAUCAGACACGGACAGAAGGGUUUUAAUUCCAACACUUCAUUCAAGUUUGUGUUUAUGAAAAGGAACCACCUAGUUAGAGACAUAAAGGCCAGUGACGCUUCGUGAAACAGCGUCCUUAUUUCUAGAGCUCAGUAGGUGGCGCUGUUGGCUUAAAAAUGACAUGUUUCAUUGAAAUGCUUGUUCAAAUCCAAAGAGUUUAGGGCAGAGAGCACCAUCUAGUGGGCUGUGAAAAUUAUGACACUGUUUCAUGAAGCUUCAUCUGCGCAUCACUAGUAAACAGCAGGUGCCUUUCCAACUGCAGGGCGAAGCGCAUGGUCAUAUUUAUUCAUACAUAUCCAGGAGCCAAGGGAUUGUACAUGAUGAUGUAAGAACUGUUAGUUUUAGGGAUAUUUGAAUUAUUCAGGGUCACAUUUCUGGUUAUUUUCAGACCUUUCUACCCUCAAGUUUCCCCUCUACGACGACAAUAAGGGGAACAAUCCAAGCUGAAGUCAAACUUGAUGGAGAGGUCGCAACAAGGUCGUGAUAGUAGUGAUGUGUGCUCUUCAACGGAUGCUGAAAACAGUCCAAAGCUUUUGUUUGUUUUAUUGUGCGGUGUGAAUGACAGGCUGUUGGGAACCAUGUGUGGCACCUUUGAGUUGUAGACUGGUUAUUUUGUAUUCUUGACAAGGACAACUAGAGUUUUAAUCUUGAAAAAUAAAUGCACUAUAAUGCAAA